Messenger RNA from Protopterus annectens (West African lungfish), 818 nucleotides. It is a transcript of the gene RIBC2, whose product is annotated as RIB43A domain with coiled-coils 2. Lineage: Eukaryota; Metazoa; Chordata; Ceratodontiformes; Protopteridae. The coding region runs from base 102 to 818 and encodes 238 amino acids. The record is from RefSeq and is a predicted model, not a curated record. The transcript has 5 exons.
CUUAGCUACAAAGCUGUUUACAGUUGUCACAGCGCAAGUGUAGCAGUUACCCAUGUCUAUUACACAUUAGUUCAAAACUAUUUUUUAUACAUUUUAUCAGAAUGCAUAAAGUUGAUCUUCCGGCUGACGUAAGAGAAGAUGCGGUUCUAGAGAGAAGACGAAACAAAGAGCUCCAAAGACGAAGCAGAAUUUUUAACACCCAUGUCAGAACUAUAGGGAUUGACAAGAAAGCUUUAGAUGCCCAAAUAAGAGAGAAAAAGAUCAAAGAUGAGAUUGACAAAAAAAUACACGCGGCAUAUGCUACUGACAUGACUCAGAAUGAAAAAAUUUCCACUUUACUGGAGGAAAGGCAGGAACAAGAUACAAGAAACUUAAAGAAGGCUAUUGAAGAAUUCCGACAAAGUUUCCAGAAACCUGGGACUUGUCCUGAAUUUGAUUUAAAUGACCCUCAAGCUCAGAAGAAAGAUAUACCAGCUCGGAUUUCAGAUAAUGAUCCACGAUGUACUAUAGCAGGUCUGCAGAAAUUUCUCGGAGAAGAUUUAAAUAGUAAGCACCGAUUGAAGUUUCAGCAGGAACAGUUAAGAGAGUGGUCAAUGCAGCAGCAGCAAGAGCUGGAAAAGGCACGGGCAGACAAGAUAAUUAAAGAGAUCCUCUAUGACCAGAAGAGGAAAGCACUUGACCAAAUAACAGCAGAAUUACAGCAAUCUGAGGAACAUAGUAGGCAAGCAGUGUGCACAGCUACACAGAAUUUUAACAUGGCUCUGAUUAUCUCCUUUUAUAAAGAAGCAUCCAAGAUUCUUGAUGAACAUUGUAAUUAA